Prunus armeniaca (apricot) is the source of this 1857-nucleotide messenger RNA. Lineage: Eukaryota; Viridiplantae; Streptophyta; Magnoliopsida; Rosales; Rosaceae. The record is from the annotation of a GenBank genome assembly.
AUGGCAGGAUCAAGCUCUUCUGAGCUUCGUACACCAGUUUUCAAUGGAGAAAACUAUGAGUUUUGGAGCAUUCGAAUGAAGACCAUUCUGAAAUCUCAUGGACUAUCCAAAGAAAAAAAAGGAAAGGAAGAAGGAUCUAAAGCUGCUGAAGAAGAGAAGUCUACAUCGGCUGAGAUUUUGAUGAAAGAUGCUCGUGCACUUGGACUGAUCCAAGGUGCAGUCUCAGACCAAAUUUUUCCCAGAAUAGUGAAUGAAGAAACCUCAAAAGGUGCAUGGGAUAUUCUGAAGCAGGAGUUUAGAGGCGAUAAACAGGUACGAAGUGUGAAGCUACAAGGCUUACGUAGAGAGUUUGAAUACACUCGUAUGAAGGAUAGUGAGUCAUUCUCUAGUUAUGUUGCUAAACUGUUUGAUCUAAUUAAUCAAAUGAAAAGUUAUGGUGAAGAGUUACCUAGAGAAAGAGUUGUGCAGAAAUUGCUUAUUAGCUUGCCUAGAUCUUAUGACUCUAUAUGUUCUGUGAUUGAGCAUUCAAAGGAUCUUGACACUCUUGAAAUUCAAGAAGUGGUUGCGUCUCUCAAGAACUUUGAACUCAGGUUGGAUAGGCACACUGAAAAUUCCACAGAAAAGGCUUUUACUAGCCUGAACAUAGAGAGUAAAAGCUCUAAGAAUGGAAGUUCUUCUGGAGGUAACAAGUCUCAAAGGAACUGGAAGGAAAAUGGGAAGAAUUGGAAUAACAAGUCCAAUUCUAAUCCCAAACCAAAUGCAUCAAAUGAUGGAACUAAAACACCUUGCAAGCACUGUGAAAAACUGCACUAUGGCAAGUGCUGGUUUGAAGGAAAACCAAAAUGCAGAGGAUGUGGAAAGUUUGGUCACAUGAAGGUGAAUUAUGCCAAUCAGGUUGAAGUAACUGGAACAUUGUUUUAUGCAUGCAAUGCCGUGACAGGUGUGAAAUUGAACAAUUCUUGGUAUGUGGACAGUGGUUGUAGUAACCACAUGACUGGAGAUGAAAGGCUAUUGAUAGAUAUUCGAAGGGAUGUAACUUCCAAGGUGAAAAUGGGGACUGGAGAGACAGUUCAAGUUGCAGGAAAAGGCACACUUGUGAUAGAAACCAAGACAGGCAGAAAACACAUUCAAGAAGUGAUGUUGGUGCCUGGUUUAGAAGAGAACUUGCUCAGUGUUGGUCAGAUGAUGGAACAUGGGUAUUGUUUAGUAUUUGGAAAGGGAAUGGUGACAAUUUUUGAUGAUUGGUCACUGCAAAAUCCUAUAGCUAAGGUUCCAAUGACUAUCAAUAGGUGUUUCUCUCUCACAAUGGUACCUGCUACUCAGUUGGUGCUGAGAGCAAGUGUGACUCACAGUUUGCAGACUUGGCAUAAAAGGCUGGGCCAUCUUAAUGAUCAAGGCAUCAGGAUGCUGGCAAAUCAAGACAUGGUUCAUGGACUGCCUAGUCUGGAGAAGGAUUUUGCAGUUUGUGAAGGCUGCAAGCUGGGAAAGCAGCAUAGAGACUCAUUUCCUGCAGAAUCUACUUGGAGAGCUCAGUUUCCACUUGAAUUAGUCCACACUGACAUCUGUGGUCCUAUGCAGAUUGCAUCAAUGUCAGAAAACAGAUAUUUCCUGUUAUUCAUUGAUGACUAUACAAGAAUGGCUUGGGUUUAUUUUCUCAGAAAUAAAUCUAAUACUUUUGAAUGUUUCAAGAAGUUCAAAGCAAUGACAGAAUUGCAGAGUGGACACAAGGUGAAAUCACUUAGAAGUGACAGAGGUGGAGAAUUCAUGUCAAAUGAAUUUCUUGCAUACUGCAGUGAGGCUGGGAAUACAAAGGCAGCUGACUGUAGCUUAUUCCCCUCAACAAAAUGGAGUUGUUGA